GACGUCUGACCGUCCUCACAGAUUUGAUCUUAUCUGUCAGUUUAGUGCAAAGACCAAACCUUAUCUCGGUAAUUCCCGAGUCUUACUGCGUGCAUUAUUAUUAGUGCUUCAAAAUGAAGUGGUGCUUUGUGCUCAUAUUUGUGAUUGGGGUGCAAUCUAGGCCCCGCCAUUUUAAGCGUCACGCCACUCUAGGACCGGAAAACGAAUGUCUCGACUCCCAAGGACUUACCAUGAAAGACAUAGCUCCGUACGUUCAAAAGGUAACCGAUCUCAAUAACAAAAUGAUGGGCGAGUACUUGGUUUGCGUCUGGAAGAAGAGGCAAAUGAUCACGCCCGAUGGCGAGGUUAGCGGCGCGAACAUAUUCAGAUACCUUGAGGACAUUUACCACAAGAGCAGUCUAUCAGAUGGAGAUAAGGUCGAAAUGCGUAGCGCAUGCGACGAGUGCGAAAAGGUCAAGGACCACGACGAAGGAGUUUUGGCGAUUAAGAUAAAAAAUUGCAUUCUGGAGCAGAUUCAGAAGUUGUCAUUUUUAGCUAAGCCGAAACCUUCAACAUUACAGUAAUGGUGUUGUUGGAUGGCUCAAUGCAUUGCUAGAAAGUAAUUUGUCUAAAAACCUUAUCAAACUCAAUCCCAUAUUGUAACACAUUAUGCAUUUGAUAAUCUUCUGUAUUAAAAUUGAUCCAGAAGUA
Molecule: messenger RNA, 690 nt
Organism: Photinus pyralis (common eastern firefly)
Lineage: Eukaryota; Metazoa; Arthropoda; Insecta; Coleoptera; Lampyridae
Exons: 2
Coding region: 114-563 (149 amino acids)
Molecular function (GO): odorant binding
Source: RefSeq, a predicted model, not a curated record